AUGGACGCCUUCGAGUACACAGCGAACCCCGGCCGAGUCGUCUUCGGCAGCGGCACUCUUCAGAAACUCCCCGACGAGAUCGCCCGUCUGGACAAGAAGGCUCCCUUGAUCCUGUCUACACCACAGCAAGUCAGCCAUGCCGAGCGCGUCAAGGAAGUCCUAGGGGGCCAUGUCGCUGGUAUCUUCACAGAAGCUACUAUGCACACUCCUACCCACAUCACGGAUAAGGCUGUCGAGUAUGCGAAGGCGCAGAACGCUGAUCUGGUUGUCUCAAUCGGUGGUGGAAGCACUAUUGGGCUGGGAAAGGCGAUCAGUAUCCGCACUGGUCUCUACCACAUCUGUAUCCCGACUACGUACGCUGGCAGUGAGAUGACUCCGAUCCUGGGCGAGACUGCCGAUGGAUUGAAGAAGACUCGCUCCGAUCCGAAGAUUCUCCCUGGGACUGUCAUCUACGAUGUUGACCUUACCAUGACCCUGCCGUCUGCUAUGAGCGCGACGAGCGGUGUGAAUGCGAUUGCUCACGCGGUCGAGGCACUCUACGCCCGCAACACCAACCCCGUCAUCAACCUGAUGGCCCUCGAGGGUACGCGCGCGCUGGCCUCCGCACUCCCCGACAUCGUCGAGAAUCCCUCCUCACAAUCCGCGCGCUCGCUAGCCCUGUACGGCGCAUGGCUUUGCGGAACCUGCCUCGGAAGCGUGGGCAUGUCUAUUCACCACAAGCUCUGCCAUACCCUUGGCGGCAGCUUCAAUCUUCCCCAUGCGGAAACUCACACGGCUGUCUUGCCGCACGCAAUCUCAUACAACGCGCCCAAUAUCCCGGAGGCGAUGAAGAAGCUGGCGGAAGUGCUCCCGGAGAGCAACGGAGAUGCAAUCCACGGAUUAAACGUCUUGCUCGAGAAAUUGAAGGUCAAGCGUGGUGUCAAGGACUUUGGUAUGAAGGAGGAGGAUAUCGACAAGGCGGCUGAUAUCGCUGUUGGCAACCCUUACUGGAAUCCAAGAGAGAUCCAGCGGGAACCGAUUCGCGAGUUGAUUCGGCGAGUAUGGGCCGGUGAGCCGGCGAAGGCUAAUCUGUAG
Messenger RNA from Aspergillus calidoustus, 1074 nucleotides. NCBI's taxonomy places the organism in Eukaryota, Fungi, Ascomycota, Eurotiomycetes, Eurotiales, Aspergillaceae. The record is from the annotation of a GenBank genome assembly.